Fukomys damarensis (Damara mole-rat) is the source of this 968-nucleotide messenger RNA. RefSeq names its product placenta enriched 1 (gene Plac1). Bases 166 to 765 code for a protein of 199 amino acids. The transcript is spliced from 2 exons. Lineage: Eukaryota; Metazoa; Chordata; Mammalia; Rodentia; Bathyergidae. The record is from RefSeq and is a predicted model, not a curated record.
GAAGAUUCUAGAACUAGAAGGACACUGUGAGCACUUUACCAAGGAGGCUUCCCUUGAAGUCCAGACAAAUAACCACAGCGUUUGAAGCUAGCUGGGAACUUAUAAAGAAAUCCUCACUGGAAAGCUUCCUGUUUCCUGUGGGUUGUUGCCACAUUGUCUGUAAAGAUGAAAGCCUUCAAGUUGGUAAAAGAGUUGUUCUUCCUCACCACCAUGUUUUCAGUCUGUUGUGGAGAAGUCCCAGUGACCGUGCUGUGCUCCCUGGAUUGGUUCAUGGUCACGGCACACCCCUUCAUGUGGAAUGAUGAUGUGUACGUACACUUCUACGAGCUGCACUUGGGCCUGGGUUGUCCUGCAAACUACGUUCAGCCGCACGUCUACCAGUUCACCUACCGCGUUACGGAAUGUGGCAUCCGAAUCAAGGCUUUCUCUCCGGAAAUAAUCAUCUUCAGCACCGAGCUACACUACGCUUCUAAAAAUACCUCAACUAAGUAUGUGAUUCCAGUGUCUUGUGCUGCUCCCCGAAGUUCUCCGUGGCUCACUAUGGCCAACUCCAGGCCAGUAGCCAGCCAGAGUGCAGCCGCGGCCCAUGAUGGUGAGGCGCGCUCCCCGGCAGCCAGCUUGUCACAGCCCAGCCAAAGGGCUCACUGCGAUUGUAGAUUUUGUGUCUUCAGUGAAGAGCACGUUCAGGCCCCUCGUCGCCAACCCGAGGCUCAAGAGGCUUGUCCCAUGCCGUCAUCUUUUUUUUCUUUUACUUCUGAGAAUUAGGAUGAUCUGAUUGAACUCAUGUGAUCCCCCCAAGGGUUGCCUGAGUCUCCUGAAGAUGUUUCUCGAGUUAGCAUGUAGUAUAUUCUAAUUGCAAAAAAAUAAGUGCUAUUAUGGUCCUCUCUGAGGAGCAACUCAUGGAAACUUCGUGAUUACAUCUUUGAAAAUUUUUUUUUAUCUUUUUAAAGCAGCAAUAUAAAAUUCUG